This is a messenger RNA of Amblyraja radiata (thorny skate), 975 nucleotides long. Its product is annotated as probable G-protein coupled receptor 139. Gene Ontology annotation, molecular function: G protein-coupled receptor activity. NCBI's taxonomy places the organism in Eukaryota, Metazoa, Chordata, Chondrichthyes, Rajiformes, Rajidae. The coding region runs from base 1 to 975 and encodes 324 amino acids. Gene Ontology annotation, biological process: G protein-coupled receptor signaling pathway. Gene Ontology annotation, cellular component: plasma membrane. The record is from RefSeq and is a predicted model, not a curated record. The transcript is spliced from 2 exons.
AUGGGGCGGGCUCCGGUUCUGCUGGUGAAAGAGAUUUACUAUCCGAUUCUGGCGAUUAUCGGUGUUCCUGCAAACCUGUUGACAAUCGUAAUUCUCUCUCGAGGAAAGUGCGGCCUCGCUAAGUGCAGCUCUCUCUACAUGGUGGGCAUGGCUUCGGCUGAUCUUCUCGUCAUGGUCUUCAAUGUGAUGGUGUGUUAUAUUUUCACCUACCACUUCCCACAUUCCUUCCUGACAAUCUACCCCCUGUGUAAGUUCAUCAUAUACAUGUCCACGGUCACUCUGGACCUGUCAGUUUGGUUCACCCUCUCCUUCACGUUCGACAGAUGUGUAGCAAUCUGCUCUCGGAAGUUACAACCCAUGUAUUGCACCGGGAGAACGGCGACUGUGGUACUAACGACGCUCGCCCUUCUGAUCGUAUCCAAAAACAUCCCUUUUUUGUUUGCAUACGAGCCCAUGCACGUUGUUGACGGGGUGCAGUGGGACUGCAGGGUAAAUAUACCUUUCUUUACCUCGCCCGCGGGCGUGGGUUUUCUCAAGUUUCACGCCGUCUGUGUGGGCGCUCUUCCUUUCGCGUUCAUGUUCGUGUUUAACUCAGUGACAGCCACGCGUAUUUUAGCCGCCAGUCGAGCUCGCCGCGCGCUGCGGCGUAACAUAAACGACAAACAAUCCGACCCGGAGGUGGCGAACAGAAGAAAGUCCGUUAUUUUGGUAUUCACCAUCUCCGGCAGUUUCGUGCUGUUGUGGAUUACAGCGGGCGUGACUUUUGCAGUCACUGGGCUGACAAACGCUAAUCGUUUCCGCGGUGACCUUAACGACCCAGCCUAUGUUGCCACGGAAGUUGGAGCUAUGUUAAAGUACAUGAGCUCCUGUUCAAACACUUGCAUUUACGCUCUGACCCAGAGCAAAUUCAGAGAACAAUUGAAGGAUGCGGUAACAUCGCACUGGAGGUUAUUCCACGGCUCGGGUAGAAACUGA